Molecule: messenger RNA, 1038 nt
Organism: Colletotrichum costaricense
Lineage: Eukaryota; Fungi; Ascomycota; Sordariomycetes; Glomerellales; Glomerellaceae
Exons: 3
Coding region: 1-1038 (345 amino acids)
Source: RefSeq, a predicted model, not a curated record
AUGAUACUCGAACCGAAGGACUUCCCGCAGAUGUGGCAAAAGCCGUCAAGUGAUGACUUACUCAACACGCUGAAGCAACUGGAACUUAGCCCUCCGGUAUGGAGUCACAAGCGCAGGCGAUCUGAUAUCAUUCAUGAACAAGAGGCCACGGCGUAUUUCCGGCGCGAAGUAACGAUGUACCUAUCGUCCAUCAUCAAGAGCGGCCUCUCCUGGAUUGAGGACGAUGACAAGAAGGAGGAAGUCUGGUCAGAGGCUAGCCGCAGGAUGACGGAACGAUGUGGAAGAACCGCCAUGGGCGAGAUUACUCGGCGAUGGCCCUUUAGAGAAGAGGACCUCACGCCGACCUUUGAGCUCAUCAUCCGGGAGCCGCCCCUGACCGGCGACUCACUUGGUCUCAAGACCUGGGGGUCUUCUUACGUUCUCGCCAAGCACUUGCCAUCUAUUGGUUCGACAGCUCUCUUCCGGCUCUUUGACGAAUCUCUGGGCGAGCCGCGGCCAUCUAUCUUGGAAUUAGGUUCUGGCACAGGCCUACUUGGACUUGCGGCGGCAGCUUUGUGGAAGGCUCAUGUAAUUCUCAGCGACUUGCCAGACAUCAUGUCGAAUCUUUGCCAUAACGUCGAGGCCAACCGUGCCACGGUGGAGAAGCUGGGAGGUUCAUUGAACGCUGGCGCACUUACUUGGGGUGGCUCAGGGGAUGAGGAAGUUAAUCAGGAUCUCUUUGGCAAACGAAACCAGUUCAAGGUUGUCCUCGCUGCUGACCCCCUUUACGACGACUGUCAUCCAGGGCUUCUGGCAGGUGCUUUUUCUGAGCAGCUAUCAAUUGCAGACGAUGCUCGCGCAGUUGUAAUGGUCCCGCUACGAGACGAAACCACCAAAAAGCUUCUCAAGGCUUUCCGAGAUGCUAUGGGAAGCCAGGAAAACCCUCUACUAUGCAUUGAGGAAGGAACACUCGAUGGCCAGGAUGACUGGGGUGAAGACAAGGAGGGCACCGACGUGACUUGUUGGUGGGGAAUCUUUGCACGCAAGCAGCAAAUAUGA